Molecule: messenger RNA, 618 nt
Organism: Zerene cesonia (dogface butterfly)
Lineage: Eukaryota; Metazoa; Arthropoda; Insecta; Lepidoptera; Pieridae
Product: keratin-associated protein 19-2-like
Exons: 4
Coding region: 85-564 (159 amino acids)
Source: RefSeq, a predicted model, not a curated record
ACGUGUGAGGAACGCGUCGGGCAGUAUACUUUUAAAGGUGCUAGUUUGUGAUUGUAUUUUAGCAACAAAUUAAAAAAGAUAACAAUGAAAUUCAGCUUGGUGACUUUUUGUGUGCUUGUCGCAUGCGGAGUGUGCUAUGCCGUUGAACAUGGACCCAUCAUGAAUGCUCUCCGACCAGAAGAGCAAGGUGAUGUUCAGGUGGCUGGUCCUGAACAGAACCGAGACAAGAGGAGUUUGUUGUUAGGCGGUGGUUUGAUUGGAGCCGGUUUAGCAGCUGGUGCUGUUGGUCUCGGCGCAGGUAUCAUCGGAGCCAAGGCUGGUCUGGUUGGGGGUGCUCUAGCCGCCUCAGCUCUUCACGGCAGGAGCUACGGAGGAUACUACGGCGGUUACGGUCACGGUUACGGAUACGCUCCCGUGUACACUAGCUACGGUCACGGAUACGGCGGCUACGGAUACGGAGGCGGUUACGGUUACGGAGGUGGUUAUGGACACGGCGGAUACGGUGGUUACUACAGGAGUUACUACCCCACUUCUUCUUACAUCGUGUCUGACCCUUGGUGCUAAAUUGUUCAUAAAUUACGAAUAAUUGUAAUUUAAUGUGUGACUGACUCGUACAAA